This is a messenger RNA of Paramisgurnus dabryanus, 4528 nucleotides long. It is a transcript of the gene ppp3cca, whose product is annotated as protein phosphatase 3, catalytic subunit, gamma isozyme, a. The record is from RefSeq and is a predicted model, not a curated record. Gene Ontology annotation, molecular function: calmodulin-dependent protein phosphatase activity. Gene Ontology annotation, biological process: calcineurin-mediated signaling. Lineage: Eukaryota; Metazoa; Chordata; Actinopteri; Cypriniformes; Cobitidae.
UGCAGGAAAUCCGUCUGAGGUUUACAGAUUAGCGUUUAAUCUGGCGCUGGGAACGACAGUGUGAUUGGAAGUUACUGCCAGCCAUAUGGUUAGCUUGAGUGGGCGGGUUCAUCUCACAAUCGCUGGUUGUCACACGACAGGACAUAUGUUUAUUAAGACAAAUCGGAGCUCUUUUGGGCGCUAUUAUUAUUUUCAACACUCUUAUGAGUGUGUUGAACUGGCGAGUUGACAUUCUGACUCUUAAAAGUGCAAAAUCGGAUUACCGUUCAAGAUUGCGCACCAAACCCUAAUCAUCUCGUGUCGCUGGUUCGAAGAGAUCUGAGGCUGAUAACGUUACCCCAAUGUCAUUUGGGAAAAACCAAGAACGGACUGCAUUGUAGUGGGAUUUGAGCAAGGAAUCGGUGAUUGCGGAGAAAAUCGAUCGAGCUUGUGUCUGCUGGCGAUGGGCAGACUUUCAUGUUAUUAUGCUGCCCUGUGACCCGUGUACACAGCUGUUGUUCAGUGUCGACUGAAUUAGCAUUAUUAAAGAAUUAAUCCUAUAAUUUUAACAGUUAUCGGAGCCUUCACCUGGCUACGUCGCGAUCCCUUGUUUGGACUGGCAGCAGCAAACACGGAGAAUAUUUGCUCGUUUACUGGCUAAUAAAUCCUGACUGAACUGUGAGAAGAUGUCGACUAAAGAGCCGAAAGAAAAACUGUCGACCACUGAGCGACUCAUUAAAACAGUGCCACUGCCCCCCCACCAGCGGCUGACUAUAAAGGACCUGUUUGUGGAUGGCAAGCCCAAUACUGAGUUACUGAAAAACCAUUUGAUCAAAGAAGGACGUGUGGAAGAAGAUGCAGCACUGCGCAUUAUCAACGAGGGUGCCAACAUCCUAAGACAGGAGAAGUGCAUGCUGGAGGUGGAAGCACCAAUCACAGUGUGUGGUGAUGUCCACGGGCAAUUCUUUGACCUCAUGAAGCUCUUCGAAGUUGGUGGCUCACCUGACAACACACGCUAUCUUUUCCUUGGCGACUACGUGGACAGAGGGUACUUCAGUAUUGAGUGUGUGCUGUUCCUGUGGACACUGAAGAUCAAUCACCCCAACACUCUCUUUCUCCUCAGAGGCAACCAUGAGUGUCGGCACCUUACAGAAUACUUCACCUUCAAGCAGGAAUGUAAAAUCAAGUAUUCAGAGCGAGUUUAUGACGCAUGCAUGGAGGCUUUUGACUGCUUGCCCCUUGCAGCUCUUCUCAACCAGCAGUUUCUCUGUGUACAUGGAGGUCUCUCACCAGAAAUCAACUGCUUGGAUGACAUUAGAAAGUUAGACAGGUUUAAAGAGCCCCCGGCAUUUGGGCCUAUGUGUGAUUUGAUCUGGGCUGACCCGGGGGAAGACUACGGCAGUGAAAAGACAUCAGAGCACUUUAACCACAACUCAGUCAGAGGCUGCUCCUAUUUCUUUAGUUAUGCAGCAGUCUGUGACUUUUUGACAAACAAUAACUUGUUGUCAGUAAUACGAGCACAUGAAGCACAAGAUGCGGGGUACAGAAUGUACAGAAAAAGCCAGACGACAGGCUUCCCUUCGUUAAUUACUAUUUUCUCAGCACCAAAUUACCUAGAUGUCUAUAACAACAAAGCGGCGGUAUUGAAAUAUGAAAACAACGUCAUGAACAUUAGACAGUUCAACUGCUCUCCUCACCCAUACUGGUUACCCAAUUUUAUGGACGUGUUUACGUGGUCUCUGCCAUUUGUGGGAGAGAAAGUGACAGAGAUGUUGGUGAAUGUGCUAAACAUCUGCUCUGAUGAUGAACUCAUGUCAGAGGGAGAUGACUUGUGUGAAGGUGGAACUCCAGCUGUCCGUAAGGAGGUGAUCAGAAAUAAGAUCCGUGCCAUUGGGAAAAUGGCCAGAGUUUUCUCUGUGCUCAGGGAAGAGAGCGAGAGUGUUCUGACUCUAAAAGGGCUCACCCCAACUGGAACGCUACCACUAGGAGUAUUAUCUGGAGGCAAGCAGACUAUACAGAACGCUGCCAUAGAUGCAAAGGAGGGUCGAGCCAUCCAAGGCUUCUCUCCUACACGGAAGAUCCGCAACUUCGAAGAAGCUCGCGGCCUGGAUCGAAUAAACGAAAGGAUGCCUCCUCGGAAGGAUGGCAAAAAAUCCGACGGUACCGCAGUUAACACGGUCAAUGAGAAAAAUGGCACGGAUGGGAAAGCGUAAGGGAAGAUUUUGCACUUUUCCUCUCCACCACAGCAUUUCCUCUCUCUGUACUUAGUUCUCCAUGAGACUCAACUGCUGGAACCUGCAGGCGAGGCCCCGGGAUGUGGAGAGGAAUAAGAGAGAGAGGAGAGAGAUCACUGACAACUAAGUACAAACAUAAGAUUUUAUUUAUUACAUGAAAUGUUUAGAUGUACUUGCUAGCAACAUUUUAAAGAUGAGUGAACAUUUUAAAGUGUGCAAAAAGAGGUAAUCAAUCAUGACGUGUCAACUUUUAAACUGUACAGUAAGUACAGUUUUGUAACAGACGUGUGGGUUUCAGAUGCUUUACUGAUCAGGAGAUCAACUUAAUCCUGUUUUUCUAAUGUUGGAUGUCAUAAUGUAUUGGCAAGGGAUUCUUUGACUGAAUAUACUGAUGUGCGUUAUCAAUAAAUAUGUCUGUGAGGGAUUUAGCUAAGGGAAACUGAAACUGAAAAAUGUUUUAUAUUUAUGAAAGUAAAACUAAACUCUUGAAUAUUAUUUCCUUAUCUCUUCAAUUUUGAGUAAGAUUCAAACGUGAAAAUGUUAGCUGCUUUUGGUUCAAUGUGUUUGUUUUGGCAUUUAAAAGCUAGCAUUUAUAUUUGUCUAAAAUAAUCAGCACUUGAGUUUUGCCUGGGGACAGCGAUCCUAAAUAUAAUUUGUGUUUGAUUUUGCAUGUGCGAGUAAAACUUAAACAUGAAACAAGUCUUAUGAAAGCACUGUCAAAAUGCAUUUAGUGUCUGAAAACUACUGCAAGUUUUUUUGGUAUCUUUGUGGUUAUCGUUUGGCAGAGAUUUCAAGACCCCCGUUCUUUCUGCCACACAUAUUUUUGCUAUAUUUAGUAAAGAGAUGAGAGAUUAGUUUUUUGUUUAAUGCAACAAAAAAGUCCUAUUUGUUCAUACAGUAUAUAUACAGUGAGUGCUUUUAGUAUAUCUAUAAGGCCAGUGUUGGGCGAUUUGGGAUUUUGAAAUUGUACUUGCUCAAGCCAAAGUUUAAUAGUGAGAUUAUGGUUUUAUUUGUUUUUUGUAACAUAUGGCAUUAAAUGCAGCAAAAGGCCAACUCGAAUGGACAACACCUGCAUUUACCUCUAAAGCAGCAAGUCUUAUUGUCCCUUUAAAAAAUGUUGUUCUACAGGCCAUAUAUGAAGUGUUUCACUAAAAGAUGGACAGAGCAAACUAACUCAUAUUGCUCAUACAGACCAUUUUUAUCUGGUUUGUGCCAUUAACAAAGCAUGUAAACUUAAUAUAUAUAUUUGACAAAGUGACUUUGUGGUUCGAGUCGUAACACUACAUGAGGUUUUGGGGGUGGGAAUUUUUAUUACAAUUUAGGAAAUGUUGUGGAAUGGCUCCACCUUCUGUCAAGAUGAAGAACUUUUCUUCCAUUUCAGGUGACCUCAGAGGAACAGCAUUAAUCCACACAUGCAGUGUCUUUAUUCAUUUACCAGUCAACAAUUUUGAGAGCUGUAGGUUUAAAGCGGAUCAUGAUUUGCGAGGAUGUUGAAUGUCUUAUGCUACAGUAUGCACAUGAGCGAGCAACCCAUUUUGUUAUAAAGACAGGAUCAUCAUGUCUGUCUUUAUAAUGAAUCCGCACUUGACAGAUUUCUGGAGUUAGUUGAAAUGACAUGUGCAACAUUUUAGAAAACUAUUGUAAUGUUUUUGUUGUUUAUUUAGGCUGAUCCUGUUGGAUCACACUUCACAUGUGAGAUAUAAAAGGCAUUUUUUUUAUGUUUCGUUCUAUGAAAGUGAAAUUUAAUAUGACCAAUUUGUUAUGCUGUCCCAUCUAGAUGUAUGAACUCAUCGCUUUAACAGAGCGAAAUAACAGUGCAGCCUACCAACAUAUGAUAUUUCCUGAAGUUUGUGUGCGUUUUGAAGGAUCAAAUCGAUGCAGUAUGUCUAUGGACUCUAAAGGGAAAAUUGCACAUGGGCACUAUAAAUGCCAGGCAUGAUCAUGUCACAGAUGAUGUUUCAUUUAUUUGCAUGUAUUACAACUGAUACCAAUUAAAGUCAAAUAAAUUAAGCAGCUGAUCAAAGUCCGUACUUUUUUUUUAGAAUGGUGUGAGAGGUUCUGUAUAAGGAAUUCUGGUAUUCGUUCAGCACAUACUGGUAACAUCAAGUAUAGGUCUUUGGACAUCAGGGACAGCUCAAAUGUCCAAUACAAGUUCGAAUCUCUUUAAGAUCUUUAUUUACAAGAUGUUUCUUUACAUUCCUGAUGAUUCUUGAUGUUAAAGAGCUAAAAUUAGAUUGUUAGGGCCUUGAUAAACUCAUUGACAGAAUCAAGUCAGAAUGUACAUAAAUCUUCAUGCACAAUCUUAAAAAUUAUUA